This is a messenger RNA of Cuscuta epithymum, 2748 nucleotides long. Lineage: Eukaryota; Viridiplantae; Streptophyta; Magnoliopsida; Solanales; Convolvulaceae. The record is from the annotation of a GenBank genome assembly.
AGUAUUCCAGUGUCGAUGUUUUUUAGCUUGUGCAAAACCCUUCAUCCCACACUUCCCUUUCGCAGCAUUUCCCCGUCUUUCCGUCGGUCUUCUUGUAACAUGAACUCAGACUCUCGAAUGUUCCAGCUCAAACUAGACCCAUUAACUGGCAGCUCCGAAUGGAUUGUCAUUGACGAAAGCGAAAGUCCAGAGCAAACUCCAACCCCACUUCUUGCUACAACGUCGUAUCUCGAUAUGCUUAACGACUCUCCCAGAAACAGAGCUUUCCGAGAAGCGAUCGAAAAGACUGUAACUAAGCCUUGCCACGUUCUUGAUAUUGGCUCUGGAACUGGAUUGUUGUCUAUGAUGGCUGCCCGAGCAAUGGGUCAUGCUGAUUCAGGGGCUAACUCUGGUUCUACAGGGAUGGUUACUGCUUGUGAAUCGUAUCUUCCUAUGGUAAAGUUGAUGAGAAAAGUUUUAAAGGUCAAUGGAAUGGAAAGGAGGAUUCGCAUAAUUAAUAAGAGGUCAGAUGAAUUAGAAGUUGGCAGAGAUGUAGCAUCUCGUGCAGAUGUUCUUGUUAGUGAAAUAUUGGACUCAGAGCUAUUAGGUGAAGGGCUGAUUCCAACUUUGCAGCAUGCCCAUGACAAUCUGUUGGUGAAAUGUCCAGAAACAGUGCCUUACAGAGCAACAAUUUACGGUCAGUUGGUUGAAAGCAAAGGCUUGUGGAAGAUGCAUGACUUAUUUAGUAAUGAAGAUAAGACAUCAGAUACAAUUCAUCUUGUUCCAAAAGGCAUGGAGACCAUUUUAUCUGUAAACCCCCAGCAACACCCUAUGCAUUGUGAUGCAAUCAGUGAGGAAAUUAAACAGCUUUCAGAACCCUUCAAAAUAUUUGAUUUUGACUUUUGGAAAAGGCCAGACAGCUCUAGAGAAACCGACUUGGUUAUAAAGGCAACUAAAGGUGGAACAGUUCAUGCUGUCAUCUCGUGGUGGUUGCUUCAACUUGAUAGAGCAGGGACAGUCUUUUAUUCCACUGGGCCAAAGUGGUUACAUUGCCUCCCUAAUGUGAAGGAGUUAAACCGAUCCCUAUCUUUUAAGAGUUCUGAAGCAUGGUGUGAUCAUUGGAAACAAUGUGUUUGGUUCGUUCCAAACAGAGGUUUACCUGUACAUAAGGAUGAACAUGUCCAUUUAAACGCCAUUCAUAACAAUAUUAGCAUCAUGUACAAAGUGAAGUCCGUAUCUCAAAAUAUGGAAAUUGAACAUUGCAAACUCAAUGCCCAAGGUUGCCAACUUUUUUUAUCACCAGAAAGAAUUGCAAUAUAUGGUGACAACGAUUGGAGAUGUUCAAUGCUUAAAGUCAUUAACAAAGCUCUAAAUCAUAAGGUGUCUCCAUUGUGUGUUGUUGCUGAUGACAGCAUUUUCAUGACAAUUGCUAUUGCUCAACUCAGCAAAGCAUAUGUCAUAUCCAUGUUACCUGGUCUGCUGGACAAAGGUGAACAGUAUCUGCAAGCUGUUGCUGAUUCAAAUGACUAUUCAAUGGAUUGCAUUAAAGUUCUAAAAAGGAGAAACUAUGCCUUGACCAUGCAGGAUACACACCACAGAAAGGUUGACUUCUUGGUUGCAGAACCUUUCUAUUAUGGAAUGGAUGGUGUACUUCCCUGGCAAAAUCUUCGAUUUUGGAAAGAAAGAACUGUAAUGGAUCCUAUCUUGUCAAAAGAUGUGGUGAUAAUGCCUUUUAAGGGACUCUUAAAGGCUUGUGCAAUGUCCCUUCCAGAUCUCUGGAGAAGCCGUCAAUGCCUGAAAGCUAUUGAAGGUUUUGAUCAUUCAGUUGUCAAUUCCACGUUAGGUGCAUGUGGAGAUUUGCCUGCAGGAGAACGAACCCCUUUUCUGCCUUUCUUUAUUUGGCAAUGUGGUGAGAGUAAGAAACUGAGUGAAACAUUCAAUAUAAUGGAGUUCAAUUUCCAAGAAACAAUUUGCCAAUGCUCAGGAGAAGCUGAGUUUGAAUUUACCGAGCCAGGAAUGUGCCAUGGACUGGUGUUCUGGAUUGAUUGGGUAAUGGAUGCAGGAGAGUCCAUCGUCGUAUCAACUGGUCCAGAACAAAGAUAUUGGAAGCAAGGUGUGAAGCUUUUAGAGAAGCCUGUGACUGUCCAGAACUGUGGGGGAUCCAUCCCAAAAGUUGAAGCCUCGUUUGAUCCCACAAACGCUGAUCUCAGUGUGGAACUUACUUUUAUAUGAUACGUAGUAUGAUUUUAUGAACUCUUUACUUUGUUCCCUUCAAUUGGACUCAUCUAUGCAAUCUAGGGAUGACUCUGGGCUGAUUCAGGUUCCAAAAUGGUCUGUUCCAAGUCCAAAUCAACACCUGCCUGUAACUGUUACCAGACAUAUGUGGUUCCAGUUCUGGUUGGUUUCAAACAGGUUGUAUUCAGAGUUUUUUCCCCAAAAAAAUGUGGAGAAAACCAGAACUGGUCUGGUUACUCUGGUCAUCGGGUGGAACCACAACCUCUUUGGAGAACCAAGAAACAGUUGCCAGGUCCGGAAUUCUACUGUCGCACCCUCCUAGUGCAAUCAUGGCUUGGCAUGUUAUUUUUGUAUGAACUGCUCUAGCAGUCUAGCUUAGAGGCAUGUAGAUGUAUAUUUGAAGACGAUUUGUUUUUACAUUAUCUUUGUUGCCAACUUACUGACUCGCUGUAUUUGGAUUUGGUAAACGUUAUGGUUGUAGUUCGAGGAAUUAUAGCAACUCAUGUUUCUAGAUUUACUUCCACUCUUAAAAAA